Fibroporia radiculosa is the source of this 1422-nucleotide messenger RNA. RefSeq lists its product as uncharacterized. Bases 1 to 1422 code for a protein of 473 amino acids. Gene Ontology annotation, cellular component: nucleus; cyclin-dependent protein kinase holoenzyme complex. Gene Ontology annotation, biological process: regulation of cyclin-dependent protein serine/threonine kinase activity. Lineage: Eukaryota; Fungi; Basidiomycota; Agaricomycetes; Polyporales; Fibroporiaceae. The record is from RefSeq and is a predicted model, not a curated record. The transcript has 2 exons. Gene Ontology annotation, molecular function: protein kinase binding; cyclin-dependent protein serine/threonine kinase regulator activity.
AUGCUUGCUCUCGCGCACCCCAUGCAACAUACUGCCACCCUCACCACCGUAGAUCACCCGCUCCGACCCCAGUCAUCGUCCUCGAGCUCGGCUUCACGUUCCGCCCGCCCUUCACAGCGGAAACUCCAUUCUUCCAUCAUCCUCCCUUCCUCGUCUCGUUCUUCUUCCUACUUAAACCUGACUGCCCCGCCCCCCAACAGGCCAGACCCCUCGGAGGUCUCCUCCCAUCGCUUUGCGCCACCUUCAUCAUUGUCAUCCUCUCAACCUCUCCCAAUUCACCAUCAGCCCGAUGAGGAUGACGCACAUACGCCACCCGCGUCUGACGCUGAGGACAACGAGCCUGUACAACCGGAUACCUCGGGCACUGACGUCCACACGUACGAGCCUGAAACCCUGUUGCGGAUGCUGGCCACCGCUCUGAGACGCAUGGCUGAGCUGAAUGCAAAUACCCCCGCAGAGGCCUACGGGCCAUCAUCUAGUCAGUCACAACUAAUGAGCUCUCAGCAUCACAAAGACCAACGUCCCCCCGUGUGGUGGUCGUUGACGACUGCAUCGCGCCACUCUCUCUCCACCACCUCUUCCCUCGCUUUUCAUGCGCGCAAUGUCCCCACAAUCGCCCUGGAGGGUUAUUUAACCCGAAUUCACAAGUAUUGUCCGGCGAGCAAUGAGGUGUUCGUAUCCUUGUUGGUAUAUCUUGACCGUAUGACGAGACUUGCAAAGGAGGCAUGCGGGAAAGCGUUUCCAAUCGACAUGUACAACAUUCACCGCCUUAUAAUCGCCGGCGUCACUGUAGCCAGCAAAUUCUUUAGCGAUGUCUUUUAUACCAACUCCCGAUACGCGAAGGUGGGAGGCCUACCCCUGGCCGAAUUAAAUCAGCUUGAGCUGCAGUUUCUGUUGCUCAAUGACUUCCACUUGACCAUCUCGUGCGAGGAAAUGGAGUAUUUCACGAAAAUGGUUGACCUGCAGUCUCGGAUCCCGGAUGAUGUCGACCUCUUCCAAUAUUUGCCUUCUCAGUCGACGGCAUCUCGAGCCCCAAUAGGGCCCACAGAUUUUUUCGCAGCGGUUGACUCGUAUUUUGGGCAGCGUCACAGGAUCACACGACCAGCCGUCAGGAGUCGUCUCUCGGAUGACCAUGACGAUAUGCUGCCCUACUCUCCCUCCUUUAGAUCUGCGUCGGAUGCUGCGAGUGAGGCAGGGACGGAGACUGACUUUGAUUGCUCCACGGACGACGAACCCACUAUCCGCCCUCCACAUUCGUCGGCAUCAUCGGAGACGAUGAGCCUGCGAAGUACAGCAAGUGGUGAUGCAGACUCAAUAUAUACAGACGAUGGAGAUAUGAGCCGAGAUGAGGAGGAUGUAAUGCUGGAGCGGGCAGCAGGGACGCCCGGAAGGGAGCGCAUGAUUAUGAGGACUCCGAGUUAA